AUGGAAAUGCCCAUGCCCAAGGAAGUCGGACUGUUUCAGAUGGUUAACACUCCAUCGAGUCAUCCCAACAUCCUGAAACUCUUCGACUGGUUUGAUAGACCUGCAUCAUAUGUAAUGGCAAUGGAGCGUCCAGACCCCUGCAAGGACCUGUUCACGUACUGCCAGGAACAGGGGGGUGUGCUGGAUGAGGACCAGGCGCGAAGUGUGACCGGGCAGCUGCUUGGGGCGCUACAGCACUGCCACAAUCACGGAGUGGUUCACCGUGAUGUGAAGCCCGAGAACAUCCUGAUCCAGACAGACACAAAGGAGAUCAAACUGAUCGACUUUGGGUGUGGGGACCCACUGAAGCACACCGCAUACACCAAUAUCUCUGGGACCCCUGAAUUCCUGCCAGUUGAAUGGUUUGAAAAAGAACAGUUUCUGGCGGGCCCUGGGACUGUGUGGUCAGUGGGUGUGACCCUGUAUAACAUCGUCUGCGGUAACGAUCCGUUCACUACGUACACCAGCAGGGAAAUGCGGCACGUGGAGUUCUGUGCAGGGCUGUCAUCAGGGAUCAAGGACUUCAUUCUGUGCUGUUUGAGGCCCCGGGCAAAAGACCGGCCCACCCUGGAGCAGCUACAGUGCCACCCCUGGCUCCAGCAGUCCAGCCGAGUAUAG
Messenger RNA from Anguilla rostrata (American eel), 657 nucleotides. Its product is annotated as serine/threonine-protein kinase pim-1-like. Gene Ontology annotation, biological process: regulation of mitotic cell cycle; negative regulation of apoptotic process; protein autophosphorylation. Gene Ontology annotation, cellular component: cytoplasm. NCBI's taxonomy places the organism in Eukaryota, Metazoa, Chordata, Actinopteri, Anguilliformes, Anguillidae. The transcript is spliced from 3 exons. The coding region runs from base 1 to 657 and encodes 218 amino acids. The record is from RefSeq and is a predicted model, not a curated record. Gene Ontology annotation, molecular function: ATP binding; protein serine/threonine kinase activity.